AUGUCCAAAACAUACUCUCCCGAAGAGGCGGAAGCCCUUGUCCAUAGCCACGACCCCGAACAUCCCGCCAACCUGAUCUGUGACUUGUGCCGAGAAUUCUACAAGCUUGGAUGGGUUACUGGUACUGGUGGUGGCAUCAGCAUCCGAAAAGACGAACUUGUCUAUCUCGCCCCUUCUGGUGUGCAAAAAGAACGAAUCAAGCCUGAGCAUGUCUUUGUCCUUCCUUUCGCUCAGUCAUCAGUACCCAAGCCUGGAUCUCAGCGAGACUUCAUCAGAGUACCCGCCAAAAAGGGACUCAACGAGUCGCAAUGCACUCCUCUUUUCUGGAACGCCUUUACAUUGCGAGAGGCCGGAGCCUGUAUCCACACCCACUCUCAACACGCCGUGCUUCUCACUCUUCUCUUACCUCGCAACGCUCCCAGCUUCCGAAUCUCUCACCAGGAAAUGAUCAAGGGCGUUCGUCUCGGAGGAAACGGCAAGACGCUCAAGUUCUAUGAGACUUUGGAAGUCCCCAUCAUCGACAAUACUGCUCAGGAAGAAGACUUGACAGAGAGCAUGGCUGCUGCUAUGGAAAAGUACCCCAACGCCCCCGCCAUUCUCGUGAGGAGACACGGUGUCUACGUCUGGGGCAACACCUGGGAGCAGGCCAAGACCCAGGCCGAGUGUCUCGACUAUCUGUUUGAAGUUGCUUGCAAGAUGCUGCAGAACAACCUGCCGCUCGAGGGUGACGAAUAG
Messenger RNA from Cryptococcus wingfieldii CBS 7118, 735 nucleotides. RefSeq names its product methylthioribulose-1-phosphate dehydratase. The coding region runs from base 1 to 735 and encodes 244 amino acids. The transcript is spliced from 8 exons. The record is from RefSeq and is a predicted model, not a curated record. Lineage: Eukaryota; Fungi; Basidiomycota; Tremellomycetes; Tremellales; Cryptococcaceae. Gene Ontology annotation, molecular function: metal ion binding; methylthioribulose 1-phosphate dehydratase activity. Gene Ontology annotation, cellular component: cytoplasm.